Molecule: messenger RNA, 1552 nt
Organism: Archocentrus centrarchus (flier cichlid)
Lineage: Eukaryota; Metazoa; Chordata; Actinopteri; Cichliformes; Cichlidae
Gene: ostm1
Product: osteoclastogenesis associated transmembrane protein 1
Exons: 6
Coding region: 74-967 (297 amino acids)
Cellular component (GO): cytosol
Source: RefSeq, a predicted model, not a curated record
AUGAUAAACGAGGAAGUCAUGGGUUGUUCAGAGUAAAAGCUAGAGAGCUUCCUCAGCUUUGUUUUUUUCAGCCAUGUUGCCGUAUAAACUCGAUUUGUUUUUUGUAUUCUUAGUGAUAAAUGUUUUUAACGCUUCGGAAUCAGCGGACAAACUGGAAGCAGUCCCGUCUUUGAGCGCCGUCAGCUCCCCCGUGUUUAAGCCUUCUGAGACCCCUGUAUUCUCCUUCAGUGUGCUGUCUUCCUUCCCAGAGGACCUGGAGAUCAGUGACUACUGCAGCGAGCUGCUCCACAUAUUCGGUCAGCGGUACGUGGCCUAUGCCAACUGCUUGGUGCCUGCUGCUCGACCCGUCAAAGUAUGUCAGAGCUGUUUCUCCACUUACAGCAGUCUCAAUGAAAGCUACGUGAACAUCUCGUCAGACAAGAUGGGUCCUGGUAAUGUGAGCUGCAGGGACAGCCUUCUGCGCAGUGAUCGGUUGAUGUUGGUUUUCCAGCUGUACAGCUAUCUGGGAGCUCUCUGGGACGAGUCCAAGUGUGCCAACUGUUUAACUAAAGGCUUCCAGGGCCUGACCAAUGACACGCUGGUCUUCAUGGCUACUCUCAAUCAAACUCUGACCUGUUUUGAAAAGUAUCAACAGGGGAACCACACGGAGCUGUGCAAAAACUGUAAGACUGCAUAUGGGAGCCUGAAUGCACUAUACAGCCAAAUGGAAAAGAGCAAUACUCUGUGUAUUGACAUAGAGGAUGCGAUGAAUAUGACCCGCAGACUGUGGAGUACAAAAUUCAAUUGUUCCUUCACCCAUGAAGAGAAUGUGCCUGUCAUCGCUGUGUCCAGCUUCAUGCUCUUUCUGCCCAUCAUCUUCUACUUGAGCAGCUUCCUUCACUCUGAACAAAAGAAACGCAAGCUCAUACACCCCAGGAGAGCGAAGUCAUCCGCGAGUCUGAUGAACAUUCAGGACAAACUGAGCUGAGGAGGACACACCUGACUGGAAUAGAGUGUUGAUUUGUGGGAGUACCUUUGUCUUCUCACUGCCUUGUGCCUGAAAUUUGACCAACCUUCACGAAUUUGAAGGACCUAACUGCAGCCUGCUCUCGCUGUUUUUAGCAGGCUGUGAUACCAAACAAUAUCAAGAGGAACUGAAGGAUCUGAACAAAUGCAAUGCUUUUUUCUUAUUGCACUAAAUGGACUUUGGAUACAUAAAAGUUAUAGCUUUUGCAUCCUUUUAGUAAAUUUGCUUGGGACACAUGCAAAAUGUACAUUUACAGAAGUUGCUCAGAGGCUGUUGAAUCCACAGUUAGACCGUAUUUAGAUUCUUUGUUUUGUAAAGUUGAACAUUUAUGGAUCUCCAUAAAACAGAAAUAAGUUCACACGUUCAUUUUUGAACUUGAAAUCACACGGCUGCUCGUGUUGCUAGGUAUGCUCUUAAUCCACAGGCAGCGCUGGCUUCUCCUUCCUUUUUAACUCGUUAACAAUCUCCACGUUGUUCACUGUAGUCUGCUGUUACUGGAGUGAGUGAGUGGCUUGAAUGUAGUGUGUGUGUGUGUGUGUGUGUGUG